AUGAACGCGACCACGGUAGCAGUCGCACCUGAGAGCGGCAUGCAGCAACUCAACUAUAUCGAAACUCUCUGGGAGUCCAUGUACGAAGGCCGUAAUCCACUCAUUGUUACUGGCGUCUUUGCUUUCCUCAUGCACGAGAUUGUUUACUUUGGUCGAUUCAUCCCAUUCCUCAUUUGCGACUUUAUUCCCUACUUUCAACGCUACAAGCUUCAACCUAAUAAGGAAAAUACUCAGGACGACUAUUGGAACUGCACAUGGAAGGUUCUCAAGGCCCAUUUCAUCUUUGAAGGUCCUCUCAUCUUCUUUUUCCAUCCUAUGGCUACUAUUCUUGGCAUGAAGGUGGAAGCACCUUUCCCUGCUUGGCAACAAAUGGCUGUUGAGAUUGCUAUCUUUUUCAUUUUCGAGGACUUUUAUCAUUAUCACAUGCAUCGCUUCAUGCAUUGGCCACCAUUCUACAAAAAGGUGCACAAGGUUCAUCACGAAUACGCUGCCCCCUUUGGUAUCGCUGCUGAAUACGCUCAUCCUAUCGAGACUAUGAUCUUGGGCUUCGGUACCGUGGGUGGUCCUCUUAUCUACCAUGCUGUCUCUUCUCUUGUUCUUAAGCUCGGCCCCGAGUGGGAUCUUCAUUUGGCUACUAUGCUUGUGUGGAUUGUCCUUCGUCUUUUCCAAGCUAUUGAUGCUCAUUCGGGUUAUGAUUUCCCUUGGUCCCUUCACAACUGGAUGCCUUUCUGGGCUGGUGCUGAACAUCACGAUUAUCAUCACCAGAUGUUCGUUGGCAACUACGCAUCUUCCUUCCGCUGGUGGGAUUACCUCUUUGGCACCGAUCAAAAGUACCGUGCUUAUCGUAAGCGUCAAAAGGAGGAGCGUCUCAAGAAGCAAAAGGCCCAGUAA
Molecule: messenger RNA, 891 nt
Organism: Lichtheimia ornata
Lineage: Eukaryota; Fungi; Mucoromycota; Mucoromycetes; Mucorales; Lichtheimiaceae
Exons: 3
Coding region: 1-891 (296 amino acids)
Biological process (GO): ergosterol biosynthetic process
Molecular function (GO): C-4 methylsterol oxidase activity; iron ion binding
Source: RefSeq, a predicted model, not a curated record